Molecule: messenger RNA, 7310 nt
Organism: Schistosoma bovis
Lineage: Eukaryota; Metazoa; Platyhelminthes; Trematoda; Strigeidida; Schistosomatidae
Source: the annotation of a GenBank genome assembly
AUGGAUCGUGUCGAUUCCGGAGGGGAGAAUGUUCUCGGAACACAGGUACCAGGUGGAAGACCAGCACUGACAGAGGUAGUUGGAGCUGAAGGAGAUGUGAGUGGAGACGCUUCGACAGGCACCCAUUCUGUCAGUCACAUGGAUCGUGUCGAUUCCGGAGGGGAGAAUGUUCUCGGAACACAGGUACCAGGUGGAAGACCAGCACUGACAGAGGUAGUUGGAGCUGAAGGAGAUGUGAGUGGAGACGCUUCGACAGGCACCCAUUCUGUCAGUCACAUGGAUCGUGUCGAUUCCGGAGGGGAGAAUGUUCUCGGAACACAGGUACCAGGUGGAAGACCAGCACUGACAGAGGUAGUUGGAGCUGAAGGAGAUGUGAGUGGAGACGCUUCGACAGGCACCCAUUCUGUCAGUCACAUGGAUCGUGUCGAUUCCGGAGGGGAGAAUGUUCUCGGAACACAGGUACCAGGUGGAAGACCAGCACUGACAGAGGUAGUUGGAGCUGAAGGAGAUGUGAGUGGAGACGCUUCGACAGGCACCCAUUCUGUCAGUCACAUGGAUCGUGUCGAUUCCGGAGGGGAGAAUGUUCUCGGAACACAGGUGUCAAGUGAACAACCAGCAUCGACGAGUGAACGUCAGACCGGAGACAAUGAGACCAGAGACACUUCAGGAGACUCUGACUCCAUCAGUCACAUGGGUGUUGGUGUUGGUGUCGGUGCCAGUGAGGAGAAUCUUCUCGACACACAGGUGUCAAGUGAACAACCAGCAUCGACGAGUGAACGUCAGACCGGAGACAAUGAGACCAGAGACACUUCAGGAGACUCUGACUCCAUCAGUCACAUGGGUGUUGGUGUUGGUGUCGGUGCCAGUGAGGAGAAUCUUCUCGACACACAGGUGUCAAGUGAACAACCAGCAUCGACGAGUGAACGUCAGACCGGAGACAAUGAGACCAGAGACACUUCAGGAGACUCUGACUCCAUCAGUCACAUGGGUGUUGGUGUUGGUGUCGGUGCCAGUGAGGAGAAUCUUCUCGACACACAGGUGUCAAGUGAACAACCAGCAUCGACGAGUGAACGUCAGACCGGAGACAAUGAGACCAGAGACACUUCAGGAGACUCUGACUCCAUCAGUCACAUGGGUGUUGGUGUUGGUGUCGGUGCCAGUGAGGAGAAUCUUCUCGACACACAGGUGUCAAGUGAACAACCAGCAUCGACGAGUGAACGUCAGACCGGAGACAAUGAGACCAGAGACACUUCAGGAGACUCUGACUCCAUCAGUCACAUGGGUGUUGGUGUUGGUGUCGGUGCCAGUGAGGAGAAUCUUCUCGACACACAGGUGUCAAGUGAACAACCAGCAUCGACGAGUGAACGUCAGACCGGAGACAAUGAGACCAGAGACACUUCAGGAGACUCUGACUCCAUCAGUCACAUGGGUGUUGGUGUUGGUGUCGGUGCCAGUGAGGAGAAUCUUCUCGACACACAGGUGUCAAGUGAACAACCAGCAUCGACGAGUGAACGUCAGACCGGAGACAAUGAGACCAGAGACACUUCAGGAGACUCUGACUCCAUCAGUCACAUGGGUGUUGGUGUUGGUGUCGGUGCCAGUGAGGAGAAUCUUCUCGACACACAGGUGUCAAGUGAACAACCAGCAUCGACGAGUGAACGUCAGACCGGAGACAAUGAGACCAGAGACACUUCAGGAGACUCUGACUCCAUCAGUCACAUGGGUGUUGGUGUUGGUGUCGGUGCCAGUGAGGAGAAUCUUCUCGACACACAGGUGUCAAGUGAACAACCAGCAUCGACGAGUGAACGUCAGACCGGAGACAAUGAGACCAGAGACACUUCAGGAGACUCUGACUCCAUCAGUCACAUGGGUGUUGGUGUUGGUGUCGGUGCCAGUGAGGAGAAUCUUCUCGACACACAGGUGUCAAGUGAACAACCAGCAUCGACGAGUGAACGUCAGACCGGAGACAAUGAGACCAGAGACACUUCAGGAGACUCUGACUCCAUCAGUCACAUGGGUGUUGGUGUUGGUGUCGGUGCCAGUGAGGAGAAUCUUCUCGACACACAGGUGUCAAGUGAACAACCAGCAUCGACGAGUGAACGUCAGACCGGAGACAAUGAGACCAGAGACACUUCAGGAGACUCUGACUCCAUCAGUCACAUGGGUGUUGGUGUUGGUGUCGGUGCCAGUGAGGAGAAUCUUCUCGACACACAGGUGUCAAGUGAACAACCAGCAUCGACGAGUGAACGUCAGACCGGAGACAAUGAGACCAGAGACACUUCAGGAGACUCUGACUCCAUCAGUCACAUGGGUGUUGGUGUUGGUGUCGGUGCCAGUGAGGAGAAUCUUCUCGACACACAGGUGUCAAGUGAACAACCAGCAUCGACGAGUGAACGUCAGACCGGAGACAAUGAGACCAGAGACACUUCAGGAGACUCUGACUCCAUCAGUCACAUGGGUGUUGGUGUUGGUGUCGGUGCCAGUGAGGAGAAUCUUCUCGACACACAGGUGUCAAGUGAACAACCAGCAUCGACGAGUGAACGUCAGACCGGAGACAAUGAGACCAGAGACACUUCAGGAGACUCUGACUCCAUCAGUCACAUGGGUGUUGGUGUUGGUGUCGGUGCCAGUGAGGAGAAUCUUCUCGACACACAGGUGUCAAGUGAACAACCAGCAUCGACGAGUGAACGUCAGACCGGAGACAAUGAGACCAGAGACACUUCAGGAGACUCUGACUCCAUCAGUCACAUGGGUGUUGGUGUUGGUGUCGGUGCCAGUGAGGAGAAUCUUCUCGACACACAGGUGUCAAGUGAACAACCAGCAUCGACGAGUGAACGUCAGACCGGAGACAAUGAGACCAGAGACACUUCAGGAGACUCUGACUCCAUCAGUCACAUGGGUGUUGGUGUUGGUGUCGGUGCCAGUGAGGAGAAUCUUCUCGACACACAGGUGUCAAGUGAACAACCAGCAUCGACGAGUGAAUGUCAGACCGGAGACAAUGAGACCAGAGACACUUCAGGAGACUCUGACUCCAUCAGUCACAUGGGUGUUGGUGUUGGUGUCGGUGCCAGUGAGGAGAAUCUUCUCGACACACAGGUGUCAAGUGAACAACCAGCAUCGACGAGUGAACGUCAGACCGGAGACAAUGAGACCAGAGACACUUCAGGAGACUCUGACUCCAUCAGUCACAUGGGUGUUGGUGUUGGUGUCGGUGCCAGUGAGGAGAAUCUUCUCGACACACAGGUGUCAAGUGAACAACCAGCAUCGACGAGUGAACGUCAGACCGGAGACAAUGAGACCAGAGACACUUCAGGAGACUCUGACUCCAUCAGUCACAUGGGUGUUGGUGUUGGUGUCGGUGCCAGUGAGGAGAAUCUUCUCGACACACAGGUGUCAAGUGAACAACCAGCAUCGACGAGUGAACGUCAGACCGGAGACAAUGAGACCAGAGACACUUCAGGAGACUCUGACUCCAUCAGUCACAUGGGUGUUGGUGUUGGUGUCGGUGCCAGUGAGGAGAAUCUUCUCGACACACAGGUGUCAAGUGAACAACCAGCAUCGACGAGUGAACGUCAGACCGGAGACAAUGAGACCAGAGACACUUCAGGAGACUCUGACUCCAUCAGUCACAUGGGUGUUGGUGUUGGUGUCGGUGCCAGUGAGGAGAAUCUUCUCGACACACAGGUGUCAAGUGAACAACCAGCAUCGACGAGUGAACGUCAGACCGGAGACAAUGAGACCAGAGACACUUCAGGAGACUCUGACUCCAUCAGUCACAUGGGUGUUGGUGUUGGUGUCGGUGCCAGUGAGGAGAAUCUUCUCGACACACAGGUGUCAAGUGAACAACCAGCAUCGACGAGUGAACGUCAGACCGGAGACAAUGAGACCAGAGACACUUCAGGAGACUCUGACUCCAUCAGUCACAUGGGUGUUGGUGUUGGUGUCGGUGCCAGUGAGGAGAAUCUUCUCGACACACAGGUGUCAAGUGAACAACCAGCAUCGACGAGUGAACGUCAGACCGGAGACAAUGAGACCAGAGACACUUCAGGAGACUCUGACUCCAUCAGUCACAUGGGUGUUGGUGUUGGUGUCGGUGCCAGUGAGGAGAAUCUUCUCGACACACAGGUGUCAAGUGAACAACCAGCAUCGACGAGUGAACGUCAGACCGGAGACAAUGAGACCAGAGACACUUCAGGAGACUCUGACUCCAUCAGUCACAUGGGUGUUGGUGUUGGUGUCGGUGCCAGUGAGGAGAAUCUUCUCGACACACAGGUGUCAAGUGAACAACCAGCAUCGACGAGUGAACGUCAGACCGGAGACAAUGAGACCAGAGACACUUCAGGAGACUCUGACUCCAUCAGUCACAUGGGUGUUGGUGUUGGUGUCGGUGCCAGUGAGGAGAAUCUUCUCGACACACAGGUGUCAAGUGAGCAAUCAGCAUCGACGAGUGAACGUCAGACCGGAGACAAUGAGACCAGAGACACUUCAGGAGACUCUGACUCCAUCAGUCACAUGGGUGUUGGUGUUGGUGUCGGUGCCAGUGAGGAGAAUCUUCUCGACACACAGGUGUCAAGUGAACAACCAGCAUCGACGAGUGAACGUCAGACCGGAGACAAUGAGACCAGAGACACUUCAGGAGACUCUGACUCCAUCAGUCACAUGGGUGUUGGUGUUGGUGUCGGUGCCAGUGAGGAGAAUCUUCUCGACACACAGGUGUCAAGUGAACAACCAGCAUCGACGAGUGAACGUCAGACCGGAGACAAUGAGACCAGAGACACUUCAGGAGACUCUGACUCCAUCAGUCACAUGGGUGUUGGUGUUGGUGUCGGUGCCAGUGAGGAGAAUCUUCUCGACACACAGGUGUCAAGUGAGCAAUCAGCAUCGACGAGUGAACGUCAGACCGGAGACAAUGAGACCAGAGACACUUCAGGAGACUCUGACUCCAUCAGUCACAUGGGUGUUGGUGUUGGUGUCGGUGCCAGUGAGGAGAAUCUUCUCGACACACAGGUGUCAAGUGAGCAAUCAGCAUCGACGAGUGAACGUCAGACCGGAGACAAUGAGACCAGAGACACUUCAGGAGACUCUGACUCCAUCAGUCACAUGGGUGUUGGUGUUGGUGUCGGUGCCAGUGAGGAGAAUCUUCUCGACACACAGGUGUCAAGUGAACAACCAGCAUCGACGAGUGAACGUCAGACCGGAGACAAUGAGACCAGAGACACUUCAGGAGACUCUGACUCCAUCAGUCACAUGGGUGUUGGUGUUGGUGUCGGUGCCAGUGAGGAGAAUCUUCUCGACACACAGGUGUCAAGUGAGCAAUCAGCAUCGACGAGUGAACGUCAGACCGGAGACAAUGAGACCAGAGACACUUCAGGAGACUCUGACUCCAUCAGUCACAUGGGUGUUGGUGUUGGUGUCGGUGCCAGUGAGGAGAAUCUUCUCGACACACAGGUGUCAAGUGAACAACCAGCAUCGACGAGUGAACGUCAGACCGGAGACAAUGAGACCAGAGACACUUCAGGAGACUCUGACUCCAUCAGUCACAUGGGUGUUGGUGUUGGUGUCGGUGCCAGUGAGGAGAAUCUUCUCGACACACAGAUGUAUAAACCAACGGAUGAAAUGGAUCAGACAUCUGAUGACUUGUACGUGGGACUGGUUAAACAUAAAGUAGAAAAACAGUCUCAUGAUAGAAAUGCAACGUAUAUAACAUUUGAAGAAGUCUCAGGAACCUAUCGAAUGAAUAGAAGAGCUGAUUAUAAUUAUACCAUAAAUUCUCCAUUCGACGAAGUCAUAGUCCAUAUUGGACAGAAAGGAGACAUUGGACCACAGGGUCCAGCUGGUCCAGUGGGCUCUACGGGUUAUUGUCCAGAAACAAUAUGUCCAUCAAUUGAUAUGAGUUCAUUGAAAGGUGUUCAAGGUGAGACUGGAUCAAGUGAAUGGUGUAAUAGUUCAUGUAAAACUAUUGAUGGAAUUAUUGGAUUAAAAGGAAUAAAGGGUCUGAAAGGUGAUAUGGGAGAUACUCUAAUAUUAUCAUUUUCAAAAGCCUUACAACUAAUUAAAUACACUAUAAACAUUACAUCAUCAAAUUAUUUUCCCAAAGGUCAAAAAGGAGAUAAAGGUGAAGUGAUUCAGAGAAAAUUCAUUCAGAGAAGAAUAUCUUCACAGAAUAAUAGAAAUUUUCAUCGACGCAAACGGGGACAACAACAAGAUUAUGACCAUUUAACUUCUCGAAUUCAUCCUUUACAAGAAAAUAAAAAACAUGUAAAGCAUCCUUUGAAUCAAUCAACACAUGAUUCAAGUAUCUUAUUCACUGGAUCAAAUUUCGCAAAUUUAGAAAAACAAAAAAUUUUAGGUGUUAAAAUACUUCAUAAUCCUAAUGAAUUCAAAACUAUUGGUUCACUUCUACCAGUUGGUGCAUUAGUUGUUACUGAAUUCUUCAAUUAUGAAGUAUUAUCAUUUGCAAAUGAUAAUCAAUCAUCUAAAUGGGAUUUAAAUAGAAAUUUUCAAUUGGAUCAACUUAGUUCAUUGGGUUUAUUUAUGAAAAUUGAAAAUAUUCAUAAUACAUGGAAAAGAAUACAUGUUAAAUUCGGACAAGAAGUAACAUUUGGUCAACAUGAUCCUAAUUUACAAAUCUACAACAGUUCAUCUCCCAAAGAACCUUCAUCUAAAACUUAUACCCCCAGAUAUAGAGAAAAAAUAGUAUUUGCAUUUCAUCCUGUUCCUUUGACUGGAGGAUCAUUUUCAGGAUGGCAUGGAGCCAAUACGAAAUGUCGUGAAACUGCUCUUCAUCAUCUUGGAAUACCUGGUUUUAAAGUACUUCUUGUAGACAGAAAUUUUCCAAUAGAACGUCUUAUCAAAUGGCAAUAUCAACAUGUACCUAUUAUAAAUCUAGGUAGUCAAACUGUAUUUUCGAAAUGGAGAGAUUUCCUAUAUGGUAUUCGUUCGAAUACAAACGUACCACUGUACGAUUUAUAUGGUAUGCCUGAUUUACAACUUCAUUCUAAAAAAUUCUGGCUUGGAGGUGGUAUUACUUUUGGAUGUGAUGGAUGGACAACAAAUUCAUCAACAAAAUUUGGUCUUACAUGGUCAUUUGAUCAUAGAAUAGGUCAAGUGAAAAUCAACUAUGCAAAAUAUGGAAUGUUACUUCUUAUAUACGAACAAAAAAUAAAUAAAUGAUAACUGCUAGGAAUGUUAUAUAUACUGAACGGGCUGGAUUAGGAGAGAAACUACUAUACGUAGGACCGAUAAGGACUCAGAGUUGACUCAAGGCUGAUCGUGCUGGUUGACGCACCAUUGGUUUAGCAAGGUAACAG